Westerdykella ornata is the source of this 1932-nucleotide messenger RNA. Its product is annotated as WD40 repeat-like protein. The record is from RefSeq and is a predicted model, not a curated record. NCBI's taxonomy places the organism in Eukaryota, Fungi, Ascomycota, Dothideomycetes, Pleosporales, Sporormiaceae. The transcript is spliced from 3 exons. The coding region runs from base 1 to 1932 and encodes 643 amino acids. Gene Ontology annotation, molecular function: protein binding. Gene Ontology annotation, cellular component: mRNA cleavage and polyadenylation specificity factor complex.
AUGGAUCGCGGCGAAUACCACCCUCCUCAUUAUGAGGGUGGCCAGCGUCCCCGACCCAAACGCGCUGUGACCGAUUAUGGCUCCACCACGGUCCAAUGGAUGCGGAACCGCCGGGCGCGAUACAAACAUGCUCCAAUCCUGGAGAUGGAGCGGCCGAGCGCAAGCUACAUUGUCGAUAUGGAACCGCCCUCCGCUCGACUGACCAGCGCCGCCGACUCGAUACCCGCCAAAGCCCUCCACUCUUCCCUGAAUAAAGUCAAGCACCCCAUCAAUGUAGUCAAGUGGACCCCAGAAGGUCGCCGCCUGCUUACCGGAUCGACAAGCGGAGAGUUCACACUAUGGAACGGGAUGGGCUUCAACUUCGAGACCAUCAUGCAGGCACACGAAUCCGCCAUUCGUUGCGUCGCCUAUACCCACACGGACGACUGGUUGCUUUCCGCCGAUCAGAACGGAAUCGUCAAGUACUGGCAGACGAAUUUCAACAAUGUCAAAGAGAUCCAGGCACAUUCAGAAGCAGUCCGCGGGCUGGCUAUAGCUCCGACUGACGCAAAAUUCGUCACUGGUGCCGAUGACACGACCUUGAAAAUCUGGGACUUCGCAACAAGCUCGGAACAGUCUACAUUAACAGGCCAUGGCUGGGAAGUCAAGUGCGUCGACUGGCAUCCCCACAAAGGCUUGAUCGUCUCCGGUUCCAAAGAUCACACAGUCAAAUUAUGGGAUCCUCGUAAUGCCCGCUGCUUGACCACCCUCCACGGCCACAAGAACAAUCUGUCGGAAACCAAAUUUGAGCCCAGCCAGGGAACUCUCCUAGCUACCUGCGCCCGCGACCACACAACGCGCAUAUUUGACUUACGCAUGAUGCGGGACGUCCUAUUGCUCCGCGGACACGAUAAGGAUGUCAUAACAGUGACCUGGCAUCCUUUACACCGAAAUCUACUAUCAACGGGUUGUGUCGACGGCAGCAUCAACCACUACCUCCUCGAUGAACAGAAUCCGCCUCCUGGCGUGGCAAUAUCACUCUCACCUUAUGAUAGCCAUGACCCUCAGACUGCUCCUAUCCAGACCAUAUAUCCUGCUCAUUCAAUUCGGCAUGCUCAUGAUUACAUUGUUUGGACAUUGGAUUGGCACCCGCUGGGGCAUAUUCUGGCAUCUGGUUCGAACGACCGUGUUACGCGCUUCUGGACCCGGCCGCGGCCAGGGGACGUCUCUUUUGUGAAUGACCGUUACCAUAUCGGCCAGGCUGCCGCUGAGGCUCAGGGCACCUUGGAUCGGCAUCAGAAUUGGAGACAAAUGCGUGAGGAAGAAGAGCAGGAGGCAGAGGAUGAGGCGGAGGGUCUGGUCGACCAGAAGAUGCCCUCGAAAAAUGCAGCCGUACCUCCCCCUGGCGCCGCCCUCCCGGGUCUCAACACCGCGAGCGAUGGCACAAGCAGCGCACUUCCCGGUAUUGGCGGACUACCGCCCCCUCCAACCACCCUGCCAGUAGGCUUUCCCCCACCUCCUUUCCCUCCAAGGAGUGUACCACCGUCCAUUCCCAUGGAUCCCGAGUGGAUUCGCAAAAAGAUCGAAUCCGGAGAGCUUCCCCCUCCGCCACCACCAGUGCCGGGUGCUAUACCUGGUCAUCCACAAUUCCCACCACCGCCGUUCCCCGGAAACUUUCCUUUUGCGCCGCCGCCGACGGGAAUGCCUGGCUUCCCUCCGGGAGGACCUCCUCCGCCUUUCCCUCCUCAAGGAUUCCCUGGCUUCCCUCCGCCGCCACCGGCUGGUGUUUCGGCCCCGUCACCGGUCGCGAAUGCCCCGUCUAGUGCAGGUGGGUCGUCGCAGGGCGCCGGUGGCGCGAACGGCGCUGGUGUUAGGAGACGCGCGCCUCUUCCAAGUCAGCAGGAUAGCCUUAAGGAGGUGAUGCGGAAGGGCGAGUAUAGGCGUGCAAGGUAG